Molecule: messenger RNA, 1367 nt
Organism: Dioscorea cayenensis subsp. rotundata (Guinea yam)
Lineage: Eukaryota; Viridiplantae; Streptophyta; Magnoliopsida; Dioscoreales; Dioscoreaceae
Product: QWRF motif-containing protein 7
Exons: 5
Coding region: 56-1150 (364 amino acids)
Biological process (GO): spindle assembly; centrosome cycle
Cellular component (GO): cytoplasm; centrosome; nuclear microtubule
Molecular function (GO): microtubule binding
Source: RefSeq, a predicted model, not a curated record
CCGCGCGCGCUCGAGCACCAAAAUCCAUCCGCGAAGCGCGUAUCAAGCCUUGGCAAUGGAGAUCCGCAACCGCGCUCCGUCGCCGUCGCCGCCAGUACUCCCACGAUGCCGAAGUGGUACCACUACAAGGCUCUGCCAUGUGAGCUCCAUCGACCUCACUCCACCAUUCUCCCCCAAUCUCGGCCGCUCACGCUCCAGAUCGGCCUCCAAAUCCCGCCCCACUCCUCCCAGCCCCCGCCCUAAGGAGAACCAAGAGAAUCCCUCCCCUCGAGAUCCUGGAUCCAAUGGGAGGGUGAGGAGGACCAUUGCUGUGGCACCCUCUGCCUGGGCUCUGUCUCCUGGGAGAUCGCCGGUGAAGGAGGAGCCUAGGUCAAAACCUGGGUGGAUGAGGGGCGGCAGGGUUCUGGGUUUCUUGAAACCCACAAAGAAGGAGCUACCGGCGAAGGAAGAGGACGCACACCGUCUAAGAGUGGUAUAUUCGAGGCUUCUCCAGUGGCGGUUCGCUAAUGCUCGCGCCGAGACCUCCAUGAAGGCUCGGAGAUCAUCCGCUGAGAAGAAAUUAUUCUAUGCUUGGCUGAGGAUUACUGAGCUGAGGAACAUAGUGGCUGCUAAGAGGAUUUUAAUACAGAGGAGGAAACAGAAGUUGAAGGUUUUGUGGAUCCUGGGCCCUCAGGUACAUGUAUUGAACCAAUGGGAGUCGGUGGCCAAGAAGAAUGCAGAGGCAGUUGGUGCUUUGUCUAGAGUAUUAGGAGCAACAUGUCUCUCACUACCCUUAGUUGAAGGUGCCAAGGUUGACAUGGUCUCUGUUCAUAGACAUAUUUCUACUGCUCUGAAUGUCAUGAAAAAUAUUGAAGAUAACAUUAAGAUGUUCUACUCCAAGAUAGAGGAGAUGACCGCAAUGCUUGGUGAGCUUGUAAAAACUGUGACAUUGGAAAUAGAGGCUUCAGAGGAACUGAUGAAAACAAGUAGGAAAGCUGCUUCACUUGAGAUGCAUGAAAUAAGCGUCAGAGCAAACCUGAUUCAAGUGAUGAAGGAUGAGAUAUUCUCCAUUCUACCAAUAAGGGAUGAUGGAAUUGACUACAAUCACAAUCAAGGAAUGGCCUUUUCUUCUUGGAAUGACUUCCCUGCUGUUUUGAUGCAAGUAUAUUAGGCCAGACAAAGAUAGAUCGAUUCAGCUGAUGCCACUGAUUGGAGGUUUUUGGCUUAUUUACCCCUGAUGAAGAAGAUGCACACCUUGCUUAGAUAGGCUUACUUAUUAUAUACAUACAUAUAAAUAUUGAAGAAGAUGAAUCUAUAUUUUCAACAUGUAAAACUAUUUAUUUGAUGCUUCGAUGUACCGUGAUUAAAAUCAUGUGUAUAUUUUUUUC